Messenger RNA from Hyla sarda, 2717 nucleotides. RefSeq lists its product as uncharacterized. Gene Ontology annotation, molecular function: sequence-specific DNA binding. The record is from RefSeq and is a predicted model, not a curated record. The coding region runs from base 266 to 1120 and encodes 284 amino acids. The transcript has 2 exons. Lineage: Eukaryota; Metazoa; Chordata; Amphibia; Anura; Hylidae.
GCUCCUAGAUUCAUUACAAAUUUGUGGAGCCCUGUUUAUAAUGGUGAUCAGAUGUGAAUGCAGGAGAUUAUAUAUUCUCUCAGCCGAGGGGGAGGGGCUUAGACAGGAAGAGAACCCUGGCCUGAGCCGAUGACCUCAUCAGAUGUGAGACAGGAGGCGGAGUUCAGACUACAGUCCAUCCUGUGAGUCGUGUGGAGGAGCUGCAGUCUCCGGAUCACAGCUGUGUCCUGAUGCAGCAGAGCUAGGGAGCAGGAGACCUAGCAGGAUGCCUUCUUGCAUUGUUCAAGGCUGCACCUCUUCUUCGAAAACCAAAGACCCGGCUCCGGUUCUUCACGCUUUCCCACCAGAAAUUGAUUGCGUGAAGACAUGGCUCCUGCAGACGGAACAAGAUUUCGGAAACUUGGAGGACUUGAGCAAAAAAAUAUCAGAAGCACCAAGAGGAAGUUACCGUAUGUGUUCUCUUCACUUUGGCAAAGAGUGCUACGAAAUUAGAGGACGGUCAUAUUUUCUGAAAAAGGGAGCGGUCCCUACCGUAUUCCCUCAAAGAAGAGCCCCAGGAGAUGUUAUCGAGGUUGGAGCAUACAAACCCCUAAAACGAUCAAAAAGAAGUGUCAGUGUCACUUUGACCGAAUCGGCCAUGACCACCAAGGAGCAUAGUUAUGCUGGAGCAGUACAAACUCCAGUCCACCAUGGGUCUGACCAUAACCAAGAAAUUAUCAACAUUAUAAACAAUGAACCCACAAUGGAAGUUGAAAUAAUGCCCGAUUCUCCCCCAAAAUUUCCACUUGAAGACAACUCGCCAAGAUUUGCAAGAAGGAAAAAAGUCAAACUAUCCCCACUCCCAAAGCCUAUGGGCAAAGUGACGGAAUACAACUCUCGCCAGGUGCACCGCGGUACAAACACCGAUCCUUAUUUUGGAAAAUCGCAUAAAAAAAUUUCUGUUAAUAUCAAUCCAAAGCACUUUUCAAUUGGCAUUCAGUGUAACCUAUUAAAUUUACCUACAUUACAGGACAGUAUAACACAAAGCCUGACUAUGCCGUCUAUUGAUACUGUAGGCUUGUCAAAUAGAAUACGAAAAAUGGUGCUACAUCGGGGGAGGGUCUUUGUUAUGUUAGUUUAGGUGACUAUUUUUGCAACAUCUUGCACCUGCAAUAUAUCAUAUAUUUACUGGCAAGAAGGCCACUUCUUUGUCUUUAGUCCCCUCAACGAUAUCCCAGCUACCAGCCAAAAAGACUUAUGGGAUAUUAUAACAAGUAAUGUCAUUGAUGUAUCUGAUAACUUAAAGCGGUACUCCAACCCUAGACAUCUUAUCCCCCUAUCCAAAGGAUAGGGGAUAAGAUGUCUGAUCGCAGGGUCCCACCGCUGGGGACCCCUGCGUUCUCAGCUGCGGCACCCCAGACAUCUGGUGCACGGAGUGGACUUCGCUCCCUGCCGGACGACUGGCGAUGUGUGGUGGAGGCUCAUGACGUCAUGGCCAUACCCCCUUAAUGCAAGUCUGGGAGGGGGCGUGUCGGCCGUCAGGCCCCCUGCAUAGACUUGCAUUGAGGGGGUGUGGCCGUAACAUCACGAGCGGGGCACGACCAUGACGUCACUAGGCUCCGGCGCUUCACCAGGCGCUCUAGACGAAUGCCAGGUACAACAGGGAGAUUGUGGGGGUUCCCAGCUAUGGUACCUCAGACAUCUUAUCCCCUAUCCUUUGCCCCGCGAUCAGUACCCCUUUAACCUGACUACUAUUCAGAUGGCAAUAUGCACUCUCCUCCAAGGCUAAUGACUACUUCUGAAAUUGGGUGUAGAAGGUCAUCUAUAUAUUCAUGGAAAUGUCUUCGUUCUUCAUCUGUUUCUUACAAUAUAUUACUACUUGGAGUUGGUAGCAUCUCCAUUUUUUGGGGGAACUGGAGUAUAAGAUCGGGACCCGUGGAUCAAGCUACAUAUAGUUGGAUGUCUAACAUGGUGGAUACUUGGUUGGCUCAAAAAUCCUCUGUGGUGUUAAGCCAAGAACCAAAGCUUCGUAUGAUCAUGGUGACAUCUGAAAAAAGUGGCUAAGGGAAAUUGCCGAAGUCCCGAAGGAGGUGGAUACAUCCCAAAUGUCAAGAAGCCAUGCCAAAGAAUUGAAGAUAUUCUGGAGCUCUAACCUGUUAUUUAAUUCCAAGUGCCAUGAGUUUAAUUUAUUUAUGAUUCUGUUUCAGCUGGUUGCCUCAGACUAUAAUAAAAUCAUGAGUAGUCAUCUGGCCACGUGACAGAAGUCCUGGUUAAAGUUCUGCCAUAUAUAGAUUCAUGUCUGGAAAGAUGAAGAACCAUAUGCUAGAUGUUUUGCUUUGUGAUGUUGAAGGGAAGAAGAGUCACUUGGUCUUCAAAAACCUAGCUCCUAAACGUAAUUCUUACCAUAUACCAUUGCUAGUAUUUGUGUGUUAAACAGUCUAUACUACUAUCAAUAGGUCAUGUGGAUGUCUACGAGAAGUAGGACAAGGCUAUAUGAAAUGUCGUCUUGGUUUUCUGUUUAAUUUCUCAGUUAUGAAGACUUGUCUGUCCUAUCACAUUACUCUGUAAUAUCUUAUGUUUUCUAUUAUGUGUCUUUCAUUACACUGCAAUAAAAGUUUUCAGAAACUGAUGUUCUCGAUAGGAUUGUCUAACGGUCUGAUGUGUAUGGGGGUCCCAACUACCCCUGAUGAUGGAAUAUGGCUGGAAUGUAGGAUUUCAACAAAUCUAUUGGGGGUCAA